Molecule: messenger RNA, 5891 nt
Organism: Hymenoscyphus albidus
Lineage: Eukaryota; Fungi; Ascomycota; Leotiomycetes; Helotiales; Helotiaceae
Source: the annotation of a GenBank genome assembly
GCAACCUCGACAAAUUUCAGAGCAGCAUCACCAGAGACAACCACGGCAAUUCAGCCAUGUCUGCGACUCAGAAAGCUUCCAGGCCACUGGCGCGAUGUCUCCAGCAAUCCCAGUCCCCGAAGCUAUCCGUUAGGACAAUUCGAUCCUUCUCAAGCUCCACUCAGAACAAUGGAGAAGCCGUCGCAGCUGUCGAAAAAGUGCCCGAUUCGUGGGAUCCAAAUACAGUCACAUCGAGAAGGGGAGAGCGAGCAUUGAUGAGGGAUGGUACUAUGCCAAUUGGUUCCAGACGUCGUCGAGCGGCCAUAAAGACAUCCGAUAAUAUCCCAUUCGAACAACUUCCUUACCAAUGUUUCCAAGAAGCCCUCACGGGUUUACGUGAAGACAGGGGUGAGAAGUUAGAGUUAAUUAAAAGGGAAAGGCUACGCAUAUCAAACCUCCAAGCGCAGGAUGCUUCCACAAUAAAAGGGGGCGAGGCGCAGAAGGAAACGAGACUAGACAGCAUGAGGAGACACUUGGAGUAUCUAAAGAUUCAGGCGGACAUAAAUGAUCCCCUGAUCAAGAAGCGCUUUGAGGAUGGCGAAGGUAUUUCGAAGCAUAAUCAAUCUUUGGUGCUUGCUAACUCAUGCCCCAGGGGACAUGAACAAGCCCAUCUACCGUUACAUGGCAGAUAAACAAUGGCGUAAAUACCAGCGCCUCCUUAUCAUGCAACGUAUUGAACAACUCGCCAUUGUUCCAGAUGUGCUCCCACACUUCGAACCUACAGCCGACGUCCGUCUGGCAUUCCGCCACAGACAGGUACAACACGGAGAAUUCAUCGACUCCCGAGUUAGUGAAGUGCCAUUACGAAUGAAGGUUCAAGUCUUCGAUAAGGGUGAGAGACUUGUUAGUAUUGUGGUCAUCGAUUCAGAUGUGCCAGACGCAGAGAAGGAUGACUUUUCAUCGCGAUGCCAUUUCUUAGCAACCAAUGUGCCCUUGAGCCCAACAACUUCAAGUAUCCCAUUGUCCAAAAUCGACCCGGAAAAGAUUGUCAUUCCAUGGCUUCCACCAUUUGCGCAGAAAGGGUCUCCAUACCAUCGCUACUCAGUUUUCCUCCUCCAGCAAGAAGCUGGUCAGCCACCUCUCGACAUCAAAAAUCUUUCGAGGGAAAACUUCCGUCUUCGGGCGUUCAAGGAUAAUCACAAGGUCCAGCCAAUAGGCAUGUCAGUAUUCAGGAGCAUAUGGGAUGAGGGAACCGCUGGUGUGAUGGCAAGAGCGGGUAUCAAGGGUGCAGAUAUCGAGUUCAGGAGAAAGAAGGUUGUUCCACUGAAGCCUAAAGAGAAGGCGAAAGGCUGGGAAGCAAGACACGCAAGUGCCAAGUACAGACAGAUGUGGAGGUAGUAGCACGGUAUGUUCCGUGAAAGUGUAUAUUUUGUGUAUAGAAUAUGUACGACGUACGACUGAGUGCAGCUUUCGCAGCUAUAUAGUGAAAAUACCCACCCGUCUUCAAGUUCUUCCAUGUCCCAUCAAGUCAGGCGGGUCUCUGGAUUUUCAUCUGAUAGCUAACAGGCAUUGGUUCUCUUCCAGGUUUUCCUAUUGGGCUUCUGGUUCUGGACAACCCAGCCUGCUCUGUCUCUAUUGUGCUUCUAGUCAAUUCAUCACUCGCUCAAUUUAUCACUUGCUCAACUCAUCACUUGCUCAAUUCAUUUCUAGUCACUUGGGGCCUUAGUCUUUUUUCGCACGAUGAGCAAGAACCUCUUCUAUUGGACCGAGAUCCAGUAGCGAGCUGGCAUUGUUCUUCUCUCUUCUUUCUUACCUCCCAAAAAUGCCGAUUCCUAUUCCUCUUUUGGCACUUCUAUGUGUCAGUGACUGGGAAGUUUGGGGGGUUGGGGGAGCGUGGUGAUAGGUGCCCUUAUUUUGGGAAGUUUAUAGUAUGAAAUGGUAGUCUACUACAGAAUGGGAUUACAUGAAUUGUACUUCGAAGUACCUCGAAGUAUCAUCGUAGCCAGUGGGCGAUUUGGCGGUCCAAAAGUACAUUUAUGCGUUUCUGAUUUGAAAAUGUAAUAAACAACCUCAUCACUUCAAACACAUCUUAGUUUGAACGUUCAACUGGCGCACAUCAUCUGAGCAACAUCAGUAUCUCUAGGCACGCUCUAGCCAGUUUCCUGUUGCCCCGUGUUACGGGCCGUCCCAUUUACUUGUCCCAGGGACAUCACCACCUCGCUGUCUGUUCCCCGGCCGAAACUCACUACUACCUAGUCUUGUAAGAUACCUCCUCAUUACUCUUAUACAAUAUACAAAAAGUUAUUAUACCAAGCAUCUAGCAUAAGUAAAACUAUCAUAUUUGCAUACCUAAAUCAAAAAAGUUAAGCGGUAAUAAUUACUCAAUUUAUUCUCAACUCUUGAUAGAAGUAUUUUAGUUAUACGACGCUUUUGGAAUAUUUUUAUUCUCCGAGAGGUAUGUCAGGUAUGUACUGUACAUAGUAAUGACCACGUCUCUUUCUGAUGGUAAAUUUGAGAUAAUAGGUUUUUUGGAGGCACUUUAUAUAGCGUCUGGUAUUUUUUCUUUGUCUUGCGUUUUAAAUGACGGAUGAGAUGGAAUGUCGUGAAAUGGUGGAAGGGAAUAAAGAAUUUUAUGGAUUUUGAACAACUUGGAUUUGAGCCAGGUAUUAUGCUUUUCACCUUGAAUCGCGUGAUUGGAAAUGUGAUAACCUACCUAUUAACCACUUUCUUGCGUAAGCUAAUGAGCUCCGUCAUGGUUCCCAGGCUAUCCCGAGUCAGAAAGAGUUUCUCGAUGAGGAGAUGGAUAGAAGUGUUCAUCGAUUGAUACCACGAUGCGUAAUGAAAGAAGUAAAGUCCUAACAAAUGUGAUCAGGCUUGAGUAUGUUCUACUGCCGAAUCAAUCAAAUCCUUCUUCGGGCUUCUGGGAAUUAUCUCAACAGUUUACAUAAGUGCUCAAUUGCGGCUGUGUUCCAACAUGGCUAAUAAAGUCAUAUCGCUUUCAUUACGAUUCUGCGCUUGCCUAAGUUGUUUACCAUAAAGUCUCUCGCUUCUGGACGAAGGGGUCCUGUUUUGAGGAAGAGAGUAACGCUAAAUAUGCGAGCAAAAGGUCAAGGAGAUGUUUGGUUUCAUACCAAUCCAUAUGGGAAGAUGUUGUCCGGAUUUCGCAGAUUAUAAGCGCCUGGUCGUAUUUUAAUUUGGUUUAAUGAGAAAGGGGUUGAGGGAGUUGUAACUUGCAUCGUUAGUUACUGAAGUCCUUGAUAUUGUCUUUUUGAUUUUUAACCUGAUCACAUGGCCCAUCAUGGCAGACCAUGGGGAACUCUGCAGGUGCAAUCAAUGAGUUACGGCCUAUGUAAUUUAUUACAUCUCGUUUCCCUAAUCUGGGAAUAUUUAUAUUGACUUCAGAAAUAAUCCUAUACAUAUCAACGCCCGAGCAAAUUUAGAGGUUUGAUUAAAUUUUAGCACGGCAUAUAAUUUUUCAACCGCGAAAAUAAUGAUUGUACUAGUUACUGUCUUGCCUUAACGUUGAUAUAAUACUAAAUUACUUAAUUUCUCCAGAGAUAGAAUAAAUAGAUGGAAAUAGCAAAGAGGAAAUAAUAAGUUGGUCAGAAAGUGGUGUAUUAUCUAAUAUAUUGCUUCAAUAGUUACUAACACAGGCAUGGGAGUUUGUAAGUAUGCACUUUCUGUAGAUGUUAUCCCUCAAGGCAGAUUCCUAAACGGGAAAGUUAUAAACAAUCCAAAAACACAAGAAAUCUCGGCUAAAUUUGGCCAGGCUUUUGUAACCUUACCUUCCCUGGUCUCUAAAACCUCACGAUCCUAGCAGAAAUAACAAUGAGGUAAAUUCUUGGAAGUCUAAUCUAACCUGGUUAUAAAUGAACAUUGAAUAGGAAAGGAAAAUUGAUGAUAGAGAAAAUGUGAUCAAAUGACGGCAAAGUAAAUAGUGCUGCCUGAGGCCGGAAGGAGUUCAUGCCACAGAGUGGCUUCUCCAGACCCACUUCCCCGCAUCUCUACCCCCGGCAAUCUUUCCCGAGGUCCAUGGCAUGGAUUGGUGCGUGCCAGCGGUCUACAUUGUACAAACGGGUACUCGUAAGACAGUUUUAAUUCAUCUGCAUGAUGACCGUUCCCCUUAAUUCCUCUCAUAUUUACUUUCAGGUGACAUCAAUUUUGUCAUACACGCGCUUUUGGAGAUUCUUCUCGUUAUCGAGGCCUUUUGCAAAGCUCUACACCACUUCUUUACUUAUUAAUCCGUUAAGCCCCAUUCUACCAUAAUGGCAGCGGUUAGGAUCGCCCCACCGGGAGGUCUUUCCCCCCCUAGUUUUGAAGGAGUAAGCUAAUAAAGUAUAGAGGGCCGUCCGGGCUAUGAAUCUUCUACGUACAGUUCAAUAUACACAUCCUCCCUCCUGUCCCUGCCACGGCAACCCCGCUCAUCACCACCACCACAAACCCUCCUCCGGUCUUCUCGCUCACGCAAAACACAAUUUACAAAGAAAUUAUGCCACCCCAAUUGAUGCUACUCGGCAGAAGGAGUAUGCCUUUGAGAUGGCCGCUUCUUCAAUUCGAUUUGGACCUGGUGUUACAAAGGAAGUUGGAAUGGACUUCAAAAACAUGGGCGCGAUACGGGUUUGUGUGGUGACGGAUAGUACAGUUAGAAAUUUGAAUGCUAUGAAACAAGUUGAAGAGGGUUUGACGAGGGAAGGUGUGGAAUAUACGAUAUUUGACAAGUGUAGAGUUGAGCCAAAGGAUAGCUCGUGGGUUGCACCAUUGCUUCUGAAAUUGCAUAGCUGAUGCUUGUCCAGGAUCAAGGAAGCUAUUGCUUUUGCAAAACCAUACCAACCUGACGCAUUUUUGGCAGUGGGAGGAGGAUCGGUUAUUGACACGGCAAAGCUUAUGAAUCUCUAUACUUGCUAUCCGGAUGCUGAUUUCCUGGAUUUCGUCAAUGCCCCACUGGGUAAAGGUCUGCCAAUUGACAAGCCGCUGAAACCAUUAAUUGCCGUCCCUACAACUGCAGGAACUGGCUCGGAAACAACUGGAACUGCGAUCUUCGAUCUCGUUUCCAAGCGGGCUAAGACUGGAAUUGCUCACAGAAAUCUCAAGCCCACUCUUGGAAUAUGCGAUCCUCUGAAUACACGAACGAUGCCCUCGGCAGUACAUGCUAGCUCUGGAUUAGAUGUGUUGUGCCACAGUCUUGAAAGUUGGACUGCUAUUCCAUACUUUGAGAGAACACCAAGACCCACGAAUCCAAUCAAUAGACCUGCUUACCAAGGUGCUAACCCAAUUAGUGAUAUUUUCUCAUUACAGGCAUUGAGAAGUACGGUGAAGUAUCUCCCAAGAGCUGUCAAAGAUCCGGAAGAUCAUGAGGCACAGAGUCAGAUGUUGUUAGCUGCCACAUUAGCAGGUGUUGGGUUUGGAAAUGCUGGUGUUCAUCUGUGUCAUGGUAUGUAUAUUAACGUGCUUCGAAAAAGGAACCUCAGCUAAUUGAUGACUCAGGAAUGUCAUACCCUAUCUCAGGUCAAAAUCCCGGAUACAAACACGCAGGAUAUCAAGUCGACUCGCCCAUCAUUCCACAUGGUGUCUCGGUAGCCGUCUCCGCACCAGCUGUAUUCCGAUUUACUGGGCCUUCAAAUCCGGAUCGUCAUCUGGCUGCAGCAGAAGCAUUUGGCGUUGACAUUUCAAAUGUCAAGCAGGAAAGUGCAGGAGAGGUUCUGGGAGAAGCUAUCGAAAAGUUUCUGGCUGGAUUGGGUGACCAGCCAAAGGGGUUGAAAGACCUUGGGUUCAAGAGGGAACAUUUGGAUGAUUUGGUAGAAGGAACGAUUCCACAAGCGAGAGUGCUAAUGUUGGCUCCUGGGUUGGCGGCGGAGGUCAAUGAGGAGAGAGAGCAGUUGAGGAAUUUGUUUGAGGAUGCUAUGGAGCAUUAG